AUGACCGUGUGCAUGCAGCAGCAGGGAGGGAUAUGUUACUGUGUCAUGCAGGCGGCCCCACAGACGCUCAGUCCUUCAGUCGGAAUCCUGCGGCUCCACCAUGGCUCUCAACAUCCCCGGAGUUUCCGUCAUGAUGCUGUUCUACUUGCUGGUCCUCGGGAUCGGCAUCUGGGCAUCCUUCAAGUCUAAGAGGGAAGCCAAGAAGGGCCAGGGGGAUAAGACGGAAAUGGCUCUGCUGGGCAACCGAGGCAUCAAUCUGGCGGUCGGCAUUUUCACCAUGACAGCUACAUGGGUAGGAGGAGGAUUCAUCGUGGGCACGGCAGAGGCGGUAUACAACCCCUCCAUGGGACUGAUCUGGGCUGUCAUGCCAAUCACAGCAACUUUGUGCUUCAUCAUAGGUGGACUCUUCUUUGCCGAGCCAAUGAGGAACAAUAAAUAUGUGACCAUGAUGGAUCCUUUCCAGAUCAAAUAUGGAAAGGUACCGACAGCCGCUCUGUCACUGGCUUCAUUGGUAUCGGAGAUUAUGUGGGUGACAGGAACGCUCAUAGGAUUAGGGGUUACUAUGAGCGUGAUCCUGGAUCUCUCCUACACUGUGAGCAUCUGGAUCUCUGCUGCUGUGGCCAUCACCUACACACUAAUGGGCGGUCUCUACUCCGUGGCUUACACUGAUAUCAUUCAGCUCAUCCUCAUUUUCGUCAGCUUGUGGCUGUGCGUUCCCUUCGCCCUGAUGAACUCAGCGGUUGUGGACAUUACAGAGACAGCCUACAACUACACCUUCCAGUCUCCGUGGGUUGGCACUCUGGAGGCAGACAGAGCCUGGCUGUGGAUUGAUAACUUCCUGCUUCUGGGUUUGGGGAACUUGGGUCUUCAGAAUUUCCAUCAAAGGACGCUGUCUGCCGCCUCCUCGACCACAGCCAAAAUCACCUGCUUUGCUGCUGCAUUGAUUGUUCCCACCCUUGGCAUUCCUCCAAUCCUCCUUGGAGCAGCGGCUGCAUCCGCAAACUGGAACUUGACUUCUUACGGUUCUCCGUCUCCUUCUGAACGUGGGGAAAUGGGACUCGUCUUGCCAAUCGUCCUGCAGCAUCUCACCCCAACCUACAUCUCCAUCAUUGGUAUUGGGGCGGUUGCAGCAGCCGUCAUGUCAUCCACAGACUCAGCUUUACUCUCUGCAGCCUCCAUCUUCACCUCCAACAUCUACAAGAACAUAAUAAGGACACAGGCAUCAGAGCAGGAGAUCCAGUGGGUCAUCAGGGUCUCAGUGGUGGUGAUGGGCCUGGCCGGUACAUCUCUCACUUUCUUGGACAACAGUGUUCUGAUGAUCUGGAUUCUUCGCUCGGAUCUCACCUACACCCUCAUGCUACCUCAGCUUGUCUGUGUCCUGUUCUUCGACAUCUCCAACGGUUUUGGGGCUGUUCUGGGCUGUGCUGUCGGCAUCCUGCUGAGGGUGCUGUGUGGGGAGCCACAGCUGGGGAUUCCACCCGUUAUCCAUUUCCCAGGAUGCACUCUGGUAAAUGGUGUCUACAUCCAACGUUCACCAAUCAGGACCAUCUGCAUGGUGUCUGCGGUGGUGGCCAUCGUGUCGUUCUCCUACCUGGCUUCUGUGCUCUUCAACACAGGGCUGAUUCCUGAGAAAUGGGACGUUUUUAAUGUAAAAGCUCAGAGCUUAACAAAAACACAAGGUGGUGUCACAUCUGAAAUCAAGGACACAAUCUUGAAAGAGCAAAAUGAGAACAAAGAAGUGUGUGAACCAAUGUUAGAAUCUACAUGUUAAGUAAACGUAAGAUUUUUUUUUACACAUUUUGCAUUCAUUUAGACUGAUUUAUUAACAGAUAACAGACAUAUUUAAUUAUAGUAGACUAUAUUUUAGCCUAAAUGGAAAAACAUCACACCUAUGCUCUUUGUUUUAAGAGCUCAACAUCUUCUGCAAUUUUAUGCAGCUCUGAUACUUUUAAUCACCGACAGCCAAGACAGUGAAACUCUUCUGAGCCAGUAAUUUACAUCUCUUUAACUGUUUCAACAGUUAUUGGUGCAGGCGUCAUCAUUAAUGCUGUUUCUUGGGUGUCAAACAUAUUUAAAUUAUGUUACUACAAUUAUCAAAGACUCGAUGCAGCCAAAGCAGCUACAUUAGAAACAUAGCUUGUGAAUUUCCAAAGACAUAUUUUGAACACUGUUACUGUUACUGGUGCAAGGGCUGGUCAGCUCAUGUGAGAACCCACAUUUUUCCUUUAGUCUGAUAUUUUUGCAGGCUUCAGCAUUUAAAAACAGUAAAUUGUGGUUAAUGUUGAAACUAAGGCCUGUGGUUUGGUGAAUACUGCUGACAUCCGGCAAACUGUCAAAUAAAAGAAUGGGGGUGCUUCAGCAACCCAACGACCGGCUUUUUAUGUCUGUGAAGCCAACUGACUGAAUUGUGAUGUACUCAAGACUGGGCAAAGAAGAUUACAUGAAAUCUGCAUUAACCUAAGAGUUGUAAUGUGAUCAAUUUAAAAUCAUCUCUGCCUUUUAUGUAACACAAACACAUUAUUGUUGUUUUUGUCUGGUAUAUUUGCUUGUGUCUCUCUUUGACAUAUGGCAGCCAUUGCUUUCUUAAUUUUACUAAAUGUAGUAAAAUACGUGAUCUUACUUUUCAAUUAUGAAAACAGGCCUUUUACUUUGGACAAAUAUUUAAUCAAAGUAAAAUACGGUUUGCCUCACGUAUUUAACAUCUAAAAGUGACUGACAGUGUAGGUCAUGAUGUGAAGUCUGCCUAUUAGGAAGUAUUCCUUCAAAUACUAUAUAAUUAAUAAUAAUGUUUUUAGCACCUGUUGUACUAUUGAGUUAUGUAGGACUAGGGUAACCCUAGGCUGAGACUGUGCUCAUAAAUAUCCUAUUCCUCCUUAGAAGACAAUGUAUUCCACUUUAUGGGGAUUUGGACUUUAUAAUCCAGUAUGGUUAUUGACUCUGUAUUUUGUGAUUUCUACAUAUUGGUCUUCAAAGUGCACAGUCACAGUGACACAUCUACCCAUUUGUUCACACAAGUUCACACACAUUCACAUACCAAGCACUGGGAGCAACUCGGGUGUCAAGUGUCUUGCUCGAGGACACUUACUGGAGAUCAAGCCGCUAACCCUCCGGUUUGUGAACGACCCACUCUACUGAGCCACAGCCGUACAAUGCUAUUAUUCAUAUAUACGACAAACUUCAAUUCAAGUUUUUCUUUUGAUUUCUCUAUACAUUAUAGUAAUUGAAUUUCUAUAUAAUCAUCAGGCUAUACAUUUCAGUAUAAACUGGUUAUAUUAGCCUUGUUUCUAAUAAAAGCAUAUUUUCAGAAAAAGGACAAAUCUAUUUUAUGGCACUUUUUAAGAUCACACAGAUAUGUCAGUCUACUAACUGCCAACUCCUUUAUUCCCCAUUUGUUCUGAAAACUGACAUUGAGCAUAUUUGAGUAAUAAAAUAAGUAUUUUCUAUUAACUGAGGAUUAACAAACUUGAACAAUAAUUAGGUGUGUUGAGAUCGCUAAGAAAAUGCCAUUUACAAAAAGAGAGAUUUAAAAAAAAAUACCCACACCUCUCUACUGCUUGCAUAAAUAAUAACUUUUUGAGUUACUCCUAAAUACUCUAAUAAUUACAAUAAUAAGAAUUACAUUUACAAUGUCAGCAGAAUGUAAUGAGUGUUACUGAGUCCUUCUACUAGCUAAAAGCCCACCACAUUCAGCCUGACCUCAUGUGCCCUGCCAGCUUGCUAGCUGUAAUAUGACACACAGCAAUAACCCCACUGCCCUCAGUAAGUCUGUAUGGGACUGUGUGGCAUGUUGGGUCAGUGAUGGAUGUCCGGACUGUCCUCCCUCCUCCUGUCUAUGUCAACAACUCAACAGUGCAAUGUUGGAGCACAAGGUGGCUUCUCACUCCUGACUCGUGCGUGUGACAACAGCUCCGGUAGAACAAUCACAGGGGACACAAACACAUGGCACUGAGAUAAAGGUCUGCUAAAAUAAGACUACAAGCAAGUGUUGCUCUCAGAAGGACACAGACUGCUUCCUGUGUCCUCUGACGGUUUCAAGUUCAGAAUGAAAUAUACUGUGCCAGGGAAGUGGAACUAUAGAUUAUGAAGGAUCUAAAAGAAGAAUGCCUUUAAUGUCCUUGUACUACAACAAGCAUUUAAACUCAUCUCCUAUGUAGUUUGUGCAAGAGCAAACAAAGACAAUCAAAAAACACGGCAAUAGACAGUUAAUAAAAAAUUACAAAAAAUAAAUAAAUAAAUAAAUACAAUAAGGUGCAGGUAAGCGAACACAGAAUUGUAUACAGUAUACUACAAAAAACGCUCAACAACAAAAACUCGACAGUAAUAAAUAGGUCAAAACAAGAAGGACAAAUGUAAGUAGGUAGAUUUUUUUAUGGACAUAUAAUGCACAGUACCAGUGUGAAGUAUUAAUCAGAUAUUGCAUAUUGAAAGUGCACCAGAGUCUCAAUUAUUUAGCUCGCUUAUUGCUUUUGGGUAAAAUCUGUUAAUGUGUUUUCCAGAGGCAAGCAGUAUUAAGAGGCUGUUGCUUGGUGGGAGCAGUCCUGUGUGAUGUCUGUGACUUUGUGCAGACAUCUGUUCUGUAUGAGUCAGAUAGUGUGGGAAGCUGUGUUGUGACAAUGUUCUGCGCUGACUCGAUGACUCUAUCCAGAGACUUCCUGUCAGCCACAAUUUUGAACCAUACUAACACGUCGUAGGUUAUUUUGCUUUCCACAGAGCUUCUGUAAAGCAAAUUAGCAGAUCCAGGGACAGGUACAGCUUCCUCAGUGAUGCCAAGAAUUACAGUUUUUGCUGCCUGCCCUUUUCACUAGGACAGUGUUAUUAGUGUACCGUGUGAGGUUGUUUUCAAUGUAAGGUGGAAAGUUUCAGUGUUUUAUGAGGGUUAACAUAUAGUCCUCGAAACCACAAUCUAGUGUUUUUCUAUUAAAAAAUAUGGCACUACAGAAAUGUUACAUGCACAAUUCACACUACUAAAUUGACUAUUGACAGAAAAUCUGCAGUAACCGAAUCACCACCAAAGCUUUGUGCAUCUUAUAGGAAAAGAGACAAAAAUGACUGUCAAAUAACCAUAAAAUGUGUACAAGCCACUUUAUACCAGAUUGAACUGGUUUUAUGUCUUGAUUUAAUGUGGGAAUUAUUUCAGUUAUAACAGAGCUUGCAGGAGUGGUGGGACUAUUCAAGCAGGAAAUAUUCACAGUAUGGAUGGAGUGACACCAGCUGGCCAACUGGUGGUACAACAGCACACCAAGUCUGAAAUAUUUUGAACUUAGUCAUUCAUCUAGCCGUUGGAUCUUCUAGUGAUAUGAGUUCAAAUAUAACAAAGUUUAUCAACUAACCAAACAGCCGAAAAGCUAAAUUACUGUAAGUUUAGCAGCAAAAGGAAUGUGUGCACUAUCACAAUCAAACAGAUGCAUAUUUAAAAUGAUUACAUAAAUUAUGAUGAAAGUUAUUUUGUCUUACCAGGAGUCUGUGUGGAUUCAGUGACUUUCAUUGAUUUCAGUUCAUCUUGCUGAGCUUUGCUUUGAAUACCUGAUGAGUUUUGCAUUUGCAAAAUAACAAAUCAAAAAGCAUUAUUAAACUUGCUCAUCCCAUUUAUAAAAUCAUUAAAUUAGAUUUUCUCCAUUUAUUUUAGCACACAUUUAAUUUCUCACAAUUAUUGAUCAAUUUGUUGUGUUUACAAGUGAAUUGAAGGGCUGAUUCAAUGCUAAAUCACAGUGAUUAUCCCUGUACUUAAUUACUUUUUCACCCUUUAUCAUAGAACUUAAGCACAAGUUUGAUGAUUGUGAGAAGAUUUGCCUUUUAACAGACGUCUUUAUUACAGUCUUUAAAAACAGAAACAUGUCAUACGCCAGUUCAGUAUGACAAACAGUUCAGAUUCAGGGGAACAUUACAGACUGAGAUCAACACACUGGUAACUGUCUAACAUUAUUUAGAAGUUGAAUAAACUUUUAGGCAGUAGAACAGACUCAAUGUAGGCAUGACAGGGUUUGACCGAAUUUAUACUAUCAAUAUUUGGAUGGAACAUU
Messenger RNA from Mugil cephalus (flathead mullet), 6020 nucleotides. RefSeq names its product high-affinity choline transporter 1-like. Gene Ontology annotation, cellular component: plasma membrane. The record is from RefSeq and is a predicted model, not a curated record. NCBI's taxonomy places the organism in Eukaryota, Metazoa, Chordata, Actinopteri, Mugiliformes, Mugilidae. The coding region runs from base 101 to 1771 and encodes 556 amino acids. Gene Ontology annotation, molecular function: choline:sodium symporter activity. Gene Ontology annotation, biological process: choline transport; transmembrane transport; acetylcholine biosynthetic process. The transcript is spliced from 8 exons.